Molecule: messenger RNA, 2769 nt
Organism: Dictyostelium discoideum AX4
Lineage: Eukaryota; Evosea; Eumycetozoa; Dictyosteliales; Dictyosteliaceae
Exons: 8
Coding region: 1-2769 (922 amino acids)
Source: RefSeq, a predicted model, not a curated record
AUGAGAGGAAUAUUAAUUUUACUUUUAUUAUUUAUAUUUUCAAUUAAAAUAAUAAAUUCACAAAACCCACUCACUGAAUCAGAAUGUAAUAAUUGUACAAUAAAUCUAUUAAAUAUAAUAUCACAAGCAUCUAUUGAAUAUCGAAUAGAUAGUUCAUUCAAUGGAUAUAAUUUUUGUGGUAUCCCGAUUUAUCCAAUCGAUUUUUCGAUUGAUUGCAAUGAAACUUCUAGAACGGUUAGACAUAUAAGAGCAACACAUAAAAAUAAAACAAAUUUAUUAUCACCUGACCAUUUUCAAUGUUAUUCAGCUUUAAAUAAAAUAAAUAUAGAUAAAUUCAGAGUUACAAAUCAAUUUUUAUUAGGGAAAUUUCCUGAAUCAUUGAAAAUGGUAUCAUUACUUAAUGGUGAUUCAACAUUAUUUAAUAUUGAUAGUGGUGUAAAUAAAACAAUACCAUUCAAUAAUCUUUCAGUGAAAUUAUUCCUUUCAGGACCUCUAAAUAUUUAUUUAUCAAAUCUUUUGAAUGUAAUAGAUUUUUCUCUCUCAACUCAAACAUUAGCACCAAAAUAUAAAAUCAACUAUAUAAAUGAUAUAAACGAUCAUUCCAUAAUAACAGAUAACCAAUAUUUUCGAAUUUUUCCAAUAUACACACACUCUAUACCAUCCAUGGAUAACUUAAAAGGUGGUUUAUUAGAAUUUACUCUGUUGCCAGGUACAGACCAAAAUUCGUUUUCUAAUUUUUCAACUUAUUCAAAAAUUAGAAGUUUAAACUUGAAAUCAGCAGAUCCAUCACAUAUCUACCCAUUUCCAAUAGCCUUAACUAAAAUACCAAUUUCUAUUAAUAAAAAUACUGGUUUUUCGAUUGGGUAUCAAAUUAAAAAACCAAUUGAUUAUAUAGACUUGUCAAAUUACUCUGAUGAUGAUUUGGUGGAGGGAAUAUUUAUUACAAAUGCAGGUAAUUUAUUCAAUAUUAAUGGUAACUUUCCAUUUUCAGUGUUACCACCAAAUUUAAAUACAUUUCAAUUGAAAAAUGGAAAUAUAAGUGUAAUCAAUUUUAAUAUUUUCAAAGAGAAAACAAAUAUAAUAGAUUUAUCAUUUAAUGGUUUAACCAGUAAAUUACCAACAUCAUCUUUUAUUAAAUCAAUGGAUGUUUUACUUGAGUUAUAUUUAAAUGAUAAUAAAUUAACAGGUGAAAUGGAUGAUAGUUGGUGUUCAAUAACUUUCGAUAUUAGUAAUAAUUUAAUUGGUGGUAAAGCACCAUCAUGUGUAGUUUGUCAUUACCUUAAUCCAAUUACUAGUGCAAUUGUUAAUGGUAAUAGAUUCACAAAUUUAGAUAUUAACCAUUUAGAAGAUUGUACUACUAUUGAACUAAAUCUAUCAUAUGAUAAUCAAACUAAAUCAUUGAUGCUAUAUGGUAGAGAUCUUGGUUUUGGUAAAUCAUUCAAAUUUGAUAAUCCAAAUUUAUGGAAUAGUAGAGUAACUGGUCCAAUGCCAAAAGGAUUCAAUAUUACAUUUCCAUAUUUACCACAAGGUUCAAGAACUUUUGAAAUUACAGCUUAUAAUGAAUUCAUACCACAAAUUGAUUCAGUUAUUAGAUAUUCAGAUUAUUUCAUUAUCAAUGGUAAAUACUUUGCAUAUAAUAAUACGGUUAUCAAUGUUUUAAUCUCAAACGAACCUUGUUUAGUAUUAUCAAGUAAUUUCAAUCAAAUUCAAUGUUAUCUUUAUAAUUCAAAUAAAAUCAUCAAUAAUAAUAAUGGUAACAGUGAUACAAGUAGUAGUAAUAGUGGUGGUAUUGUAAAUAAUAAUAAAGAAAUUAAUUGUUUAGUUCAAGUUAUGAAUGUAUCGAAUAGUUUUAAUUUCAAAUUGAAUCAAAUUUGUAAUGGUAGUAAUUGUCCAGUUCCAGUGUGUAAUAUAAAAAAUGGAGGUGUAUAUAAUAAAGAGAGUGGAGUUUGUGAUUGUUUUUCAAAUGAAUGGAGAGGUUAUCAAUGUGAACAAAAACCAUUGAAAUGCUCAUCAGAUUGUAGUAAUAAUGAUGGUGGUGGUAUUUGUAAUAAUAUUAAUGGUAAAUGCGAAUGUAAUGAAAAUAGAAUAUUCGAUGAUUGUAGUGGUAGACUAUGUAAUGAAGGAUUAGGUUGUAGUAAUGGUGGAAUUUGUGAUUAUUUAUUUGGUCAAUGUAAUUGUACUAUUCAAUGGACUGCUUCAAAUUGUAAUAUACCUAAUACUAUGGUUACCUCACAAGAUAUUAAACGAGGUGCUCUUGGUAAUCUAUUAAUAUUAAAUGGUUGGUUUGGUAGUGAAAUUUUUCGAAAUGAUCUAACUAUUAAAGUAAAUCAAAUAGAAUGUGACAUUGUUGCAGAUUCUGACUAUAUGGUCGAAUGUUAUCCGUCAGACAUCUAUUGUUACCAAUAUAAUAAUAAUAAUCUGGAAUUAUCAGUUGUUCAAAACAAUGUUCAUUGGAGUGGAUUUUAUAACCCAACACCUUUAGAUGGUAUUAGCGUGUGUAUUAAUAAUGGUAGUAGUAGUAGUAGUAGUAAUAGUAGUAAUAGUAGUAGCGAUGGUAUUAAUGGUGAGAAUAAGGAGGAUGCUCAAAAUCCAAAAUUUUCCAGAAAAAAUAUUUUAAUUUUAAUAUUAAUUUUAAUUUCAUCUGUAAUUUUAAUAAUCCUUUUAGUUUUAGCUAUUAAAAGUAAUCAAUGCAAAGUAAAAAUUAGAAACACAUUUAAAGAUAAAAAAAAAAUUUUCAUAGAGUUGGAAGAAACAGAUAUUAAAUUUUAA